Molecule: messenger RNA, 2583 nt
Organism: Halichondria panicea
Lineage: Eukaryota; Metazoa; Porifera; Demospongiae; Suberitida; Halichondriidae
Product: histone acetyltransferase KAT2B-like
Exons: 19
Coding region: 44-2548 (834 amino acids)
Biological process (GO): chromatin remodeling; positive regulation of transcription by RNA polymerase II
Cellular component (GO): nucleus; ATAC complex
Molecular function (GO): histone H3 acetyltransferase activity; protein binding
Source: RefSeq, a predicted model, not a curated record
AGAAGAUAGACUAUAAUUAUACACUGACAAGUUAAUUAUUAGUAUGGCGUCUACUCCCAGCUCUUCCAGUUCCAUGGGCUCUGGUUCUAAAGUGGACAAAGGAUCUUCUAAGAAAAGUGGUUCCACUCUACAGAAAAUAGCUCAAAAAAAGGAACAGUUACGACUUUAUCCAAGAAUCAAAAAGAUAGAGCGGAUAGCUACUCAUUUAGGCUGUCAGUACAAACUGUGCUCGUGCCAGGCUUGGAAGCCCACUUUCAAUUCCCAGGACAGUAGUUUUCUUCCUUCUCUAGUGGAUGUCUGUCGCACGUGUCAGCAUGCUUUAGACGAUCAUGUUCGUCCGAUCAAAGAUCUCAGUGAUGAUCACCUGGACCGAGUAUUGUUGGUUGUUUACGAUAUGGACAAUAUCCUUCUUCAAAUGAGAAACGAGAAAGAAGACCCAGAUUUAAGAAAAACUUAUGGGUUCCUGUUUAAUUUUCUUCACAAGAGUAUGUUGUUUCCGAAGCUUCCUUCCAUAGCCGGGGAGAAACUGGGAACUCCACCGUUCGAGAAAGUAUCCAUCGCAAAGGCAGUGACAAAUUUUGUGAUGUACAAGUUUGGUAGUUUGAAACAGGCAGAGUGGCAAAUGAUGUAUGACUUGGCCAAGAUGUUCUUGUACUGUUUCAACCACUGGAAACUGGAGACUCCAUCAGUCCACACCAAAAGCACACCCACUGAUGACCAAAGGUUCUACAAGGAAAAUUAUAUAAGAUGGGUGUGCCUCUGCCAUGUACCAGUUUUUUGUGAGAGUCUACCUAAGCACGAUGCCACUCUGAUAUUUGGGCGAACUUUCCUAAGCUCAGUAUUCCUGGUGAUGAGGCAUCAGCUCAUGGAGCGGUUCACUGCAGAACAAGACAAAAUGCUGCCCGAGAAGAGGACGCUCGUCAUCAGCCACUUCCCAAAGUUCUUAGGCUGGUUGCAGGUUGAGAUUUAUAAUGCCAACUCCCCGAUUUGGCGUGAGGAUUUCAACCAGACACCUGAAGCACUUACUGUGCCGUCCCCCGCUGGCUCCUCCAUCACUCCCUCACCCUCUCCAGCAGCUGGCCCUGCCUCUAACUCUAGCAGAAUUGGAGGUGACUAUACUUCCUCUGGGUCAACCAAGGUUCGAGAUAUCACUGUUCCCUCUCCUGCCAGCCUUAAUAGGAUCGUCUCGUCGCCUGGUAGCAUGUCCUUGCCUCAAUAUGCUGGUGAUCCUCUUUAUGAGGAGUCCCCUGGUUCCCACCUCAGUUCCUCCCCACACUUUGAGGACUCAGUUAGAACCACCCAGCCUUUGUCUGGACCCACUACCGCACUGGAGACACCCAGCCCUAGCAAAAGACCCAAAAUUGAAGGACGUGAUGCAAUGGAGGUUGCAAGGGAGAUUGUUGAGACUGUGACUGACCCCAGUGCUAUGAUAGGACCAGAGACCGGUUUUUUCAAUGACCAAGUGUCUAGAGACUAUGCUGCCAAGCAAGAGGAGAAGAAGGGGCUGCUGUGGUUCCAGAUUUUGCACAACUCUCUUGCCGCCCCUCCCCCUCCACAACAUCACCUCUGGCUUCUGGGACUCAAGAGUGUUUUUUCCUACCAGCUUCCUAGGAUGCCCAAGGAGUACAUCACUCGGCUCGUUUUUGAUCCAAAACAUCAUUCACUCGCUCUUAUCAAAGAAAACAGGGUUAUCGGAGGCAUCUGCUUCAGAGUGUUUCCCUCGCAGCAAUUUGCAGAGAUUGUGUUCUGUGCUGUUACUUCUAAUGAGCAAGUCAAGGGUUAUGGUACUCACAUGAUGAACAAUCUGAAAGACUACUGCAUUCGACACAGUAUUCUUCAUUUGUUAACUUAUGCUGAUGCGUAUGCUAUUGGAUACUUCAAGAAGCAGGGUUUUUCCAAGGACAUCAAGCUCCCACGAUCAGCGUACCUAGGAUAUAUCAAAGAGUAUGAAGGAGCUACCCUUAUGGAGUGUGAGCUGAAUCCGAGAAUCCCUUAUACACAGUUUUCGUCCAUCAUCAAGAAACAGAAGCAGGUGGUUCAUCAGCUUAUCGAAAGAAAGCAGACUGAGAUAAGGAAAGUGCACCCAGGGCUCACUUCCUUCAAUGACCGAACUAGGAAGAUAAAAAUCAGUGACAUUCCAGGAAUACUGGAAACUGGAUGGAAGCCAUCAGAAAAUGAUCCAAGGUCAGCACAACAGCUUCGCCUUGAGAAUGACCACGAGAAACUUACUGCAAUGCUUGGACACAUUCUCAAGCAUGUCAAGACCCAUUCAAGUUCAUGGCCGUUUUUGGAGGCAGUGGAUGCCACCCAAGCACCCCAGUACUACGAAAUAGUCAAAUUCCCCAUGGAUCUUGAGACGAUGUCAAAACAGUUGCUGUCUGGCUACUACUCAACUGUGAGGCUGUUUGUCGCGGACAUGAUUAGGAUCCUGACAAACUGCAAGCUGUACAAUGAGAAGACCACUGACUAUUACAAAUGUGCCAUUAUCCUAGAAAAAGUGUUUUAUAGCAAGAUGAAGGAACAUAAUCUCAAUACUGAGUUGAAUUGAACAUUAUUAUAAUUAAAAAAUUAUUAUUGUUUUAA